AUGUAUCCACAGCCCCCGAAGAGUAUCGGGUGGACCGAGUUCUCCUGGCCGCCACUCUUUCCCGGCCGUGUCAAAUUCGUUUACGCGGCGGACGAAAUCAAUGGCACCGAGUGGGCUCAGGUCGACGAGACUGACGAAAUCAACGCCAGCGACGUGCAGAACACCACUUCCUCGCUUGUCAGCUUCUGGCUGGAAUACGAUGAGGUUUCGCUCAAUAACACCGACGUGACGAUGCAGACCGAGAUAGUUGUCUUCUACACCAACGCCAACACCGAGGUCGGAGGCUCGCACAACGGCUGCGAGAGGGUGCUUGGUGAAGAGUGCAUCCAAAAGAUCAAUACCACGUUGAUGAACAACUACUGGAACACAUACCAUUCCAGGGCCCUCCCUCUCUACUCGCUCCGCAACCUGACCGACGUAUGCCCUGAGAUUCUCGUUUCUGAAAAGCAAGUUAUCGGCCACCGACUGCCAGAGAUUCGGGAUUACUACACGGUCGUCAAUACCCGGUUGCUCGCGCUAGAAAAGGCCCCAAACGAAACUGCCCAAACGUACUCCGACGAGACCCAAAUCAUGUACACGGGCAACUGGUCCUAUACCUAUUCACGCCAAGUCAAUGGAAGGCGGCCCUUGGCGCAACAGAAGAGCAGAGUUGCCAUCGCCAUCUUGAUGCGGCACCCUGAGCAGCGGCUCCCCCACCAGCCAGACUUGCACGUAACAACAGUCUGUGCCAGGUUGGACGGCAAUGCAAGUUACUCGGGCGGCGACAAUGAUGAUGGUCGGUUCUACCCAAAUGGAGGAGCUUAUGUGGCAUCGUUCGUAAAUGUGGCUCUCCUACUCACUGUCACCGGGCUUUCUCUUGGGUUUACAGUGGGAACUAAGCUAUGGUGA
Phialemonium atrogriseum is the source of this 888-nucleotide messenger RNA. RefSeq lists its product as uncharacterized. The transcript has 3 exons. Bases 1 to 888 code for a protein of 295 amino acids. The record is from RefSeq and is a predicted model, not a curated record. NCBI's taxonomy places the organism in Eukaryota, Fungi, Ascomycota, Sordariomycetes, Cephalothecales, Cephalothecaceae.